Poeciliopsis prolifica (blackstripe livebearer) is the source of this 6429-nucleotide messenger RNA. RefSeq names its product protocadherin 17 (gene pcdh17). Lineage: Eukaryota; Metazoa; Chordata; Actinopteri; Cyprinodontiformes; Poeciliidae. Gene Ontology annotation, cellular component: plasma membrane. The record is from RefSeq and is a predicted model, not a curated record. The transcript is spliced from 5 exons. Gene Ontology annotation, biological process: homophilic cell-cell adhesion. Gene Ontology annotation, molecular function: calcium ion binding. Bases 944 to 4369 code for a protein of 1141 amino acids.
UGUGCUUAGGGCUGUGUUACGUGCUGAAAAUAGUAAGUGAUGACUUGGCUUGAGUAGUUUGAAAUUUUUUAUUUUAUUUUCUCUGACAGCAGCAUGGAGGCUUGUCCUAAAAUGCGGCAUUGUUGCUGACCACUUCCACAGCAGCUGUCCGUCUGUCUUUGCGCACUUUGACGGGGGGGACGACGCACAAGGACAAAAUGCCACGGCCGGAAUCAGUGACUCUGAGCUGUCUCGGACGUGGGGAGAGAACACCGAUCGCCCUUUGAAUGUCCACAGUGGAUAUCGGCUACCUUUCCACACAUCUGGAUUUCUUUCACAGUAAUUUUGACAACAGUUUUCCAUCCUGAAGAACAGUGACUCACUGCAGACAGAAGGCGAGCCGCUGCAUCCUAAUCAGACAGGAGAGAGGACUUCAGCUCAUUGACAUUACAGUCAUACUUUGGAGCACUUUUUUUUUUCUACUGCGCUGUACUGUAGAGUGCGUGUGCAUCGGAGGCUUGUGGCUUUCCUACUUCACGGAGGAGAAGGAUACGGGUGGUACCUUUAGUGAAGUGGAAAUUAAACAAUCUCUUCAUCGCACUGGAAUUGACUGUUUUGAUGUUUUUUACGUUUACCCUUUUGAACUAGCGGAACAGUUUCUCCCGUGGUGAUAUGAGUGAACACUUGCAAUGACUAUUCAGGAGGCUGGAUCUUGAUUAUUGUUAAGAUGAGUCUGGGUGCUCAGCUGAAUAUAAAUUAGGUGUUCGGUACCACAGAUUGCUUGCUGAGGAGAGAAAGCAACAAAGCAAAGACAAUCUACAGCGACAAAUGUCAAGACAUCGCAUGAUGAACUGGACUCUUUUCUUUAUCCGUUGUGAUAGAAGUAUCAAAUCUGAACAGAAUAUCAACAGGUCACAGAUAGAAUAAUCACUGCACGGAUUUUAGCAGCUUUUAUUGAGUGGAGAUGCAUCUUUCUAUUUUCUUUUUCCUCCUGUUGUGGGCUCAAGCCUUGACAUUGAAAAACUUGAAUUACUCUGUCCCAGAGGAACAGGGACCAGGAACAGUGAUUGGGAACAUUGCCAAAGAUGCCAGGCUUGGACUCGAACAGAUUGGGCAGGGAGGACAGGGUAAGAAAGCCAACUUUAGGGUGUUGGAGAACUCAGCCCCACAUCUUAUCGACGUGGACCCCCAAAGCGGACUGCUGUACACAAAGCAGCGCAUCGACAGGGAAACAUUGUGUAAGAGAAACCCCAAGUGCCAGCUCUCCAUGGAGGUGUUUGCCAAUGACAAGGAGAUAUGCAUGAUAAAAAUAGAUAUUCAGGACAUCAACGACAACUCACCCGCUUUUCCUUCUGAUCAAAUUGACAUCGACAUUUCUGAAAAUGCAGUGCCAGGGACACGCUUUCCUCUAACCAGCGCACAUGACCCUGAUGCAGGGGAAAAUGGCCUAAAAACGUAUCAAAUAACUCGCGAUGACUACAAUCUCUUUUCAUUGGAGGUAAAAUCCCGAGGGGAUGGGACCAAAUUCCCAGAAUUAGUCAUUCAGCGUCCACUGGACAGAGAAGAACGAAGCCAUCACACUCUAAUUUUGUCAGCCACUGAUGGUGGAGAAUAUCCUAGAUCUGGUACAAUGCAGAUAAAUGUUAAAGUUAUAGAUUCCAAUGAUAACAGUCCAGUAUUUGAUCAGUCUUCAUAUGUUGUAGAAAUUCCUGAAAAUUCACCUCCUGGAAAAGUUUUAAUUGAUUUAAAUGCUACAGACCCUGAUGAGGGAAACAAUGGUCAAGUCGUCUAUUCAUUUAGUGGCUAUGCUCCUGAGAGAAUCCGUGAGCUAUUCUCAAUAGACUCUAGAACAGGGGUCAUAAAGAUUCAGGGGGAAAUUGACUAUGAAGAGAGCUCAGUUAUCGAGAUUGACGUCCAGGCAAAAGAUCUAGGUCCCAAUCCAAUCCCGGGCCACUGUAAAGUCACCGUUAAAGUGCUUGACAGGAAUGAUAACUGGCCAUCUAUAGGCUUUGUGUCUGUGAGACAGGGAGCCAUCAGUGAAGCAGCACCCCCAGGCACUGUCAUUGCUCUGGUCCGUGUCACAGACAAGGACUCUGGAAGAAAUGGGCAGCUCCAGUGCAGGGUGUUGGGUAAUGUUCCUUUUAAACUUGAGGAGAACUAUGAUAACUUCUACACAGUGGUUACAGACAGGCCCCUGGACAGAGAGGUCCAAGAUGAAUACAACGUUACUAUUGUAGCCAAAGACAAUGGCAUUCCUCCUUUAAACUCCACAAAAUCUUUUACGGUGAAGAUUCUGGAUGAGAACGAUAAUGUUCCUCGCUUCACCAAGUCAGUCUACCUACUUCAAAUUCCUGAGAAUAACAUCCCUGGGGAGUACCUAGGUUCAGUUCUGGCACAUGACCCAGAUCUAGGCCAGAAUGGCACUGUGUACUACAGUAUUAUCAACUCCAACGUGAGUGGGGGUGAUGUCAACACCUAUGUUAAUGUAAAUGCCGCUAAUGGAGCCAUCUAUGCUGUAAGAUCUUUUAACUAUGAACAAAUAAAGUAUUUUGACUUCAAAGUUCUUGCUAAAGAUGCAGGAUCUCCACACUUAGAGAGCAAUGCAACUGUGCGCAUUAGUGUCUUGGACGUCAACGACAACAUCCCUGUCAUAGUUUUGCCGCUUCUCCAGAAUGACACAGCUGAAAUCCAUGUUCCACGUAAUGUUGGAGUUGGCUACAUUGUUACCACAGUGAGAGCAGUAGAUAACGACUAUGGUGAGAGUGGAAGACUCACCUAUGAAAUUUCUGAUGGCAACGAAGAACACCUCUUUGAGAUUGAUCCUAUAACUGGGGAAGUGCGAACGGCUCACCCUUUCUGGGAUGAUGUAAAUACCAUUGUUGAGUUGAUCAUUCGUGUAUCAGACCAUGGCAAGCCAACUCUAACUGCUGCUGCUAGACUCAUCGUCAAGGCCUCCAACGGGCGUCCUCCAGAUGGACUUCCACACAUGAAAGACAAUCAAAACUGGGACAUGUCACUGCCUCUUAUUGUGACUUUGAGCAUCAUAUCUAUCAUGCUUCUAGCUGCCAUGGUGACCAUAGCAAUCAAGUGCAAGCGGGAGAACAAGGAAAUUCGUACUUAUAAUUGUCGCAUUGCAGAGUACUCGCACCCACAGCUGGGUAAAGGCAAGAAGAAGAAGAUCAACAAGAACGACAUCAUGCUGGUGCAAAGCGAAGUGGAGGAGCGGGAUGCCAUGAAUGUGAUGAAUGUGGUAAGCAGCCCUUCCCUGGCCACCUCUCCCAUGUACUUUGACUAUCAGACACGCCUGCCACUCAGCUCACCAAGGUCAGAGGUCAUGUACCUCAAACCCACUGCCAAUAACCUCAGCGUGCCCCAAAGCCACGUGGGAUGCCACACCAGCUUCACAAGCCCAGUCACCAGCACUACAGACACACCUACUAACCGCAUGUCCAUCAUACAGACAGACAAUUUCCCCACUGAACCUAAUUAUAUGGGUAGCAGACAACAGUUUGUUCAAAGUAGUUCAACAUUCAAAGACCCAGAGCGAGCCAGCCUCAGAGACAGCGGCCAUGGUGACAGCGACCAGGCUGACAGCGACCAGGACACCAACAAAGGCUCCUGCUGUGAUAUGUCUGCAAAAGAAGCUCUCAAACUGAAGGCUGCAGGUGUGAAACCACCACCUUUGGAACAAGAUGAGGAUUGUUUAAAUUGCACAGAGGAGUGCAGAGUACUGGGUCAUUCUGACCGCUGCUGGAUGCCUCAGUUCCCUGCAGGCGGAAACCAGGCGGAAGGUGUCGACUACCGCAACAAUAUGUUUGUGCCGGCCGGGAUGGAAGCAGUUGCCGAGACAGAAACUUAUGAGACUGUCAACCCCAACGGCAAGAAAACAUUCUGUACUUUUGGCAAGGAGAGACGUGACCACACCAUCCUUGUUGCCAAUGUCAAGCCCUACCUAAAAGCAAAACGUGCCCUCAGCCCCCUGCUGCAAGAGGUACCCUCAGCCUCCAGCAGUCCAACCAAGGGAUGCUCCACGAUGCCUCCCUGCUCUGCAGUAAAAGGCCCAGCAGAUGGGGCUGAGGGCAAACCUCCCCCAGCCAGCUGCUCUGUCCACUACGGGCCACCUGAUGGUCAAUACCUGUCACCUACUAAACAAACAAGAGACCAAGGGGUGUACCCAUCGUUGCCUCCUUCAGACCCAGUGGCCAAGGUGCUCGCAGAGGCCCGCUCCAGGAUCAGUCAGGAGGCAGCAGGUGAAAUGGAGUGUGUCCUGGAGCAGGCGGAACCAGAUUCAAGCCGCGAUGGAAUGGACGCUGACCAGGUGGUGAGAGACAUCGACAAACUGUUGCAGGACUGCAGAGAAAGUGAGGCCACUGGCACAUUGAGAAAGUGACUCAAGCGACUGCAACAUAGGAAUUGUGAAGAUAAAACUUGGGGUUUGUUGCUCUUCUAACAACUUUCAUGCCAAAACUGUCACCAAAACAAAUUGAAAAGGUUGAACCUCUCUGGUCCCCAGAGCGCUUUUCACUGUAUUUGUUGUAGAAAAAGUACAGACACUGGACUUUUAUUACGUCAGUCAUAUGGCAACCAACAAAAUAAGGAACUGACAUCUGACUUUUUCUGAAUUUCUAAACUUUUUUUGGAUUCUUAAGAAAAUUUCAGGGGGUUAAGCCUCUGGCACCUCGUAAGCUCCUAUCUAAGUGCCCACCAGCUCAUUCGUGUGUUGUUCAUGGUCUAUCGUGAAAUCUUACAUAUCUUUUUAAGUGUGCGUAGGUGGAUUUCUGUUUUGCGUGUUGGACAUUGAAACUGAAUGGCAAAGGACUACUUAUGGUCAGACCAGACAAUCGAUGUGGAAAAAGAGAAACAAAAGCUGAUCUAAUCGGACAGUGAAAGACAGGAACACAACUUUACCUGUUUAUUUUGUUUGUUAGUUUUUUAUUAAGUGAUAAACAAAAAGUGUAGCGUGUGAUGGACCAGAUCUGUACCUGAAGAGAUUUCCUUUUAGGGGGGUUGCUAUGGACCAGUCGGAUCUGUUUCUGUCGGAUUUAUUAACAGUGUAACCAUGUCUCACCCGUCAUUUUGUAACUACAUGUGUAAGCUGUGUCUGUCUCACACCUCUAUUUAAAUGUUCAUGUUGCUCAGCAAUGUAGUCGCACGCACCGACGUCAUCACAUGUCCACUACCACUCUGCAUACACACACGGCAGGACAUUGACACGCGCUGACGCUGCACCACACGCAGAAACACGCAAACAAAUGAAUGCUCACACACAACUGCCCAUCUGUGGAUUUGUCUUAUACAUGUACACCAUCAGCUUUUAGUCCCUUGUGUACAGUGAAUUAUCAUGUGUGUGACUAUGCCUUAAGGCAAUCACGUUGUAUAAAAAGGGACAUUUCUUUCCUCAGCUGUGAAAAGAUAAUAUCUAUAUGUUUAUAUAGAUGACUGUAUGUAUGAAUCCAUGUAUAGUGUCCAAAUAUCAGCAAAAUAUUUAUACAUUUUAUAAGGAGAAAAAAAGGAAUUUGAAGUGAAUAGUGUCCUGGAGUUGAGGUCAGGUGUGAAGCAUUUCAGGAAAGAACUGCAAAGGACACUGCCAUUGUUUCCAAGACAAAUAUCCAAAAAUAUAACAAAACAAGAAAAUGUCCCUUCACAUUAUCACUAUACAUAAUAUCAUUGUAUGUGUAUAUGUAUCCAAUUUAGAUGUGUUUACAUCAGAAAAACUGACAUAUUUUUUAUUGAUUUUACUGCAAUUUCUGUGCAUUUGAGCCAAAUUGUUAUGUGUACAAAAGCUAUAUUGUGUAUUUUAUUAAAUUAAUAUAUUGUUGUGUUGCAAUAUACAUGGGCUUAUAUUGUAUUUGGCAAAAGUUGCCUUAGUAGCUGUCGAACUCUGUGAGUUUGCUUUAGUUUGGGUUUCUGUUGGUGUUUUCUUUUUUUCCAUCUCUAUUCUGCAUCUUUGCAGGCAGAUUGGCCUCAGUGCUUUUGAGAUGUCGCCUCUUUUUACCCUGAGAUCCAGCUGGAUCAAAUACAUUAACUGCUAGACGCUUAAUGAGCCAGCUGAUCUGGAAGACGAUUCAAACCAACAACGAAAAAAAAAAGCAACAACAAAGGAGACAGUUUGACUAUUUUUACUGAGCAAAUUUUUAUAAGGCAGCUAUUUUCUUUAACAAUAACAAGUCUGCAUAUUUCUGUUCAUUCUGUUUCUACUUUCUUUCCCAAAAAAAAAAGAGAGAAAAGAAACCCGCCAUAUGGAAAGUGGAGUGGUUUCCUUGGUGAUCAUGAAACUGCCUUACUGUCUCUGCAGAGAGCUUGUUGUAUCUGUGGAGCUUUGUGACUGCUUCUUAAGCCCUGGUCCACCAAAAUGUGCAUUUCCUACGAAGGACCAAAACAGGUUCUUUUUCAACAGUCUGCAUUGUUUAUGUAUGUACUUCUUCUUCAAUACAUGUUGGAAAUCUCAUA